AUAGAUUCCUUUACAUAAACGUUGGAAGUCCGGGCCGCUGCAAUGAUUCUCAAAUUUUUGAAAAUUCAUAUGUUAAAGAACAGCACCAACAACCAAUUCUUAAAGAAAUGUCGAAGAAUCUUUGCGGUGUAGAUAUUCCUGUUUUACUUCUCGGAGAUUCAGCAUUCAGGUUAUCUGAAUAUUUAAUGAAACCGUAUCCUUUUAAUACCACAGCAACAGAAGCAGAAAAAAAUUUUAACUAUGUUCUUUCGAAAUGCCGAAGAGUAGUUGAAAAUUCUUUUGGUCAUCUUAAAGCAAGGUUUAGAAGAUUAGGAAAAGGUCUCGAUAACCGCAUCGACAACAGUACAUUGAUAAUCAAAACAGCUUGUGUUUUACACAAUUUCUUGAACGUUUUUAAUGACGACAUAAAUAUUCAGUGGUUGCAAAAUGCAAAUAAUACUCUAGAGAGAGAACAACCUGAAAAUAUUACCCAAAGAGAUGACUUUCUACCAACGCCUUCAAUUAUACGAAACGCUAUCACCAUGCAUUUAGAUGUGGAUGCACCCUCAUCAGGCGAUGGAGAUAAUGGGUUUUCUUUGUUGGAGCAUUCUGAAUACUCAUGGUCCUCUAUCACCGUGAUAUCUAAUGAUGAAACUGCAGCCGUAGACCCACUUGAAUUGGAAAUGGACUCUGAAAGAAUAUAAAAUAGAGUGUGUAAUGUAUUUACAUACAUGAAUUUUGUUAAAAUUAUAAUUUUACCUGAAGGACGACUGUCUUCCACAACAAACUCUAAAUUGUGUAUCCGGUGUCCUCCAAGAACGCUGUGUACUUUAUUGUAUAAAGCCCAUUCGGAUGGGGAACCUCCGGAUGGACCAAUGAUUUGUUUUUCCUUCCUGGAAAUUAAAGAUUAACAAACAAUUUUGUAUGUACAUAGAUAUAUCAAGAAAAUAAUGAAUUUGUUCCUACUUGUAUUUGGUCGUUAAA
Episyrphus balteatus (marmalade hoverfly) is the source of this 963-nucleotide messenger RNA. RefSeq lists its product as uncharacterized. The record is from RefSeq and is a predicted model, not a curated record. Lineage: Eukaryota; Metazoa; Arthropoda; Insecta; Diptera; Syrphidae. Bases 108 to 683 code for a protein of 191 amino acids. The transcript has 2 exons.